Leptopilina heterotoma is the source of this 2479-nucleotide messenger RNA. Its product is annotated as cationic amino acid transporter 4. Gene Ontology annotation, molecular function: amino acid transmembrane transporter activity. The coding region runs from base 114 to 2063 and encodes 649 amino acids. Gene Ontology annotation, cellular component: plasma membrane. The record is from RefSeq and is a predicted model, not a curated record. Lineage: Eukaryota; Metazoa; Arthropoda; Insecta; Hymenoptera; Figitidae. The transcript has 9 exons. Gene Ontology annotation, biological process: amino acid transport; transmembrane transport.
AGCAAAGCCACGCGACGUCGCACUAUUUAUUCGUUCAAGUCUGUAAAGGAUAGUGAUUUUCAUUCAUUAUUUUUCUAUAGAAAAUUAGGUUAUUGGAAAUAAAAAUUAAAAAAAUGCCGUCAGUUCGAAGAAUGAUACUCGGACAUGUGAUAACGGAUGUAUGUGGGAAAAUGAACAGAAGAAAAAAUUUACAGGGAGACAUAAUGGAGACACCAUUAAAAAGAUGUCUCUCAACUUUUGAUAUCACGUUACUCGGUGUGGGUCACAUGAUUGGUGCUGGAAUUUACGUUUUAACUGGAACAGUCGCACACGAUAUAGCAGGGCCUGGUGUAAUUGUUAGUUUUAUAAUUGCUGGAUUUGUUUCAUUAUUAGCAGCACUUUGUUAUGCAGAAUUCGGAGCCAAAGUCCCUAGGGCCGGAAGUGCCUAUAUUUACACGUAUGUAACUAUUGGCGAAUUCUGGGCAUUCGUCAUUGGAUGGAAUAUUAUUUUGGAGCACAUGAUAGGUGCAGCGUCUGUCGCAAGGGCAUGGAGCGGUUACGUGGAUUCAUUAUCAGGAGGGGCGAUAAGUAAUUUUACGUAUCGAUUGAUUGGAGAUAGUAUGAAGGGUAAUCCAUUGGGUCAUGUACCAGAUCCACUGGCGGCAUUUUUAUGCAUUAUUUAUUCUCUACUUUUGGGAGUUGGGGUGAAAUGUUCAGCAACUGUCAAUUCAUUUUUGACUCUCAUUAAUCUUGCUGUCAUGGGACUGGUGAUUGGUCUUGGUAUUUAUCAUGCAGACUUAAGCAAUUGGAGUUCGGAAAAUCAUGGUUUUUUGCCCUACGGUUUUCACGGCGUUCUUGCCGGUGCUGCAACGUGUUUCUAUGCAUUCGUUGGAUUUGAUUCAAUUGCAACGUCCGGCGAGGAAGUUCGAGAUCCAUGUCGUAGUAUACCAAUAGCAACUGCCAUUUCAAUGGGAAUUGUAACCAUUGGCUAUGUUUUGGUCAGUGGAGCUCUAACACUAACGGUUCCGUAUUGGGAAAUAAAUCCGACGGCAGCAUUACCGGAAGCUUUUGCUUCAAAGGGGAUUUUUUGGGCGAAAUAUGUUAUCAGUGUGGGUGCUCUGUGUGGAAUGACGACAACACUAUUUGGAUCACUUUUCUCACUACCUCGAACUCUAUAUUCAAUGGCGAGUGAUGGUCUACUUUUUGGCUUUUUAGGACGAGUGAAUUCCCGCACUCAGGUGCCUGUUGUAAAUUUGGCAAUCAGUGGCGUAAUCAGUGCCCUACUUGCUCUGUUCUUUGACCUACAACAUUUAGUCGAAUUUAUGUCAAUUGGUACCUUUUUGGCCUACACAAUUGUCUCUGCCAGUAUUAUAGUUCUAAGAUAUCGACCAGAGAAAGUCUUAUCACCAAUUUCUACAACUAGCACAUCAAGUACCCUCACGUCACCGCCUACGGAAGGUGCUGAUUCCAGCAGUGAUGGUCGUAGCAUGACUUCUGCCGAAUCGGAGCAGUUAUUAAAUUAUUGCGAAGACACUGGAAAGUUGAAAUUCCGAUAUGCAUGGUUGGCAAAAUUCAUUGGCUAUUGUGAUCCCGGAACUGUUGUAUCAAUGUCUAUAACAUUUUAUGCAAUUGGAUGCAUAGCUCUAUGCACUUUGCUAAUUCUCAUAGUUCAAAGUUUAUCAUGGCCAACGUGGUCGGACUACAUAAUGAUCGUUAACUUAAUCCUCUUUCUUUCCGGAUGUCUGUUUUUGAUACACGCACAUAAGCAAACACCCAGUACAGGAAGCUUCCGUGUACCUUUGGUACCACUUGUGCCAGCGAUGAGUAUGUUCUUUAAUAUUGGCCUCAUGUUUCAUUUAUCACUUUUAACGUGGUUACGGUUUCUCAUCUGGAUGCUAGUAGGAAUGUUGAUAUAUUUCUUCUACGGAAUUCAUUAUAGUAAAGAAGCUGGUGGUCCAAAUUCAUAUUCAAUUUUAAUGGCAAGUUCGGAAGCUGGAAGAGGAGCAAAAUGGGGCUCCACCUUACGUGUAGGUCAAAAAAGUGAUAAAAUGCCUAUUUUAGAUAACGACGAUUUAUCCCACUAACAGUUUCAAAAAAGCAGAAAAAGAAAGAUAAAUUUUCAAUUGAAUUUCUAAUGUCAUAAAUUGUGUGACCUAACAAAAAUAUCCAAAAAGAGAGAUAAUAAGUAGAAUUUACAAAUAUUCAAAAGUAUCCUUGAGUAUAUCAGAAAUAUAUAAAUAUUCCCCCUAAUCUUUCAAAUUUAAAAAUCACAUUUAAAUUAAAUUCAAUAAUUACAUUUCAAAUAAGAUUCAAAUUAAUAAUUUUGAAAAAAAAGAUUAACAUUAAUUUUUUAAUAAACGAGGGACAAGGAAUUUUUUCAUUUUUAAGAAUUCGAUGUUAAUGUUGAGCGCACAACCAUCAAUUUAUUUAAAUUGAAACACAAUUGUUUGAAUUUUGAUAAUUACUAAUAUAUUUUGAUAAUUAUUUUAAUAUAAUUCAG